This is a messenger RNA of Marmota monax (woodchuck), 7315 nucleotides long. RefSeq names its product integrin subunit alpha 9 (gene Itga9). Gene Ontology annotation, cellular component: integrin complex; external side of plasma membrane. Gene Ontology annotation, molecular function: integrin binding. Gene Ontology annotation, biological process: cell-cell adhesion; integrin-mediated signaling pathway; cell-matrix adhesion. The transcript has 28 exons. The record is from RefSeq and is a predicted model, not a curated record. The coding region runs from base 266 to 3373 and encodes 1035 amino acids. Lineage: Eukaryota; Metazoa; Chordata; Mammalia; Rodentia; Sciuridae.
UGCAGACCAGCGCCGCCCGGCCCGGGACCCGCUCUCUCCCAGCGCGCAGGCUUCUCAGCCAGACUGCGGACGCCGCCCGCUCGCGGCCUCCCCAGUGCUUGCUUUCAUCGCUCGAUCAAACCACCAUUCCGGUGCCGGCCCACUGCCCGCAUCCCGCCAGUGUCCGAGCUCAGCACUCCAGUCCCGGGGAGCCUCCUGGCCGUCGGCGGCCCGUGCGCUCGGCGCCCUGCUCUCGGGCAGAGGGGAGGGCGGCGGCCGGCUGGGGAUGGGCAGCCCGGCGGCACGGAGGGGCGCCGGGGGGCUCCGCGCACUGCUCCUGACGCUGGUUGCGGCGGGAGUCCCCGCGGGCGCCUACAACCUUGAUCCGCAGCGUCCCGUGCGCUUCCAGGGCCCCGCCGGCUCCUUCUUUGGCUACGCGGUGCUGGAGCAUUUCCACGACAACACGCGCUGGGUCCUGGUGGGAGCACCAAAAGCAGAUUCCAAAUACAGCACUUCAGUGAAGUCCCCCGGGGCUGUGUUUAAGUGCCGCGUCCACACCAACCCUGACCGCAGAUGCACCGAACUGGACAUGGCUCGAGGGAAGAAUCGGGGCAUGCCCUGUGGAAAGACCUGCCGAGAAGACCGGGAUGAUGAGUGGAUGGGGGUGAGCCUGGCACGGCAGCCCAAGGCCGAUGGCCGCGUGUUGGCCUGUGCCCACCGGUGGAAGAACAUCUACUAUGAAACAGACCAUAUCCUGCCUCACGGUUUCUGCUACAUCAUCCCAUCCAACCUCCAGGCCCAAGGCAGGACGCUGAUCCCUUGCUACGAAGAGUAUAAGAAGAAGUAUGGAGAGGAACAUGGCUCCUGCCAGGCUGGGAUAGCAGGCUUCUUCACUGAGGAGCUGGUGGUGAUGGGCGCCCCCGGAUCAUUUUAUUGGGCUGGGACGAUCAAAGUGCUGAACCUCACAGACAACACCUAUUUGAAGCUGAAUGAUGAAGCGAUCAUGAACAGGCGGUACACCUACCUGGGCUAUGCAGUGACCGCUGGCCGCUUCUCUCACCCCUCUACCACUGAUGUGGUAGGAGGUGCCCCACAGGAUGAAGGCAUUGGAAAGGUUUAUAUUUUUAGAGUGGACCGAAGAUCAGGGACCUUGAUUAAGAUUUUUCAGGCAUCAGGUAAAAAGAUGGGCUCUUACUUCGGCUCCUCCUUAUGCGCAGUUGACCUGAACGGGGACGGCCUCUCUGACCUGCUGGUGGGGGCCCCCAUGUUUUCUGAGAUCAGAGACGAGGGGCAGGUCACGGUCUACAUCAACAAAGGAAACGGAGCCCUGGAGGAGCAGCUGACCCUGAAUGGGGAUGGUGCUUACAAUGCACACUUUGGGGAGAGCAUUGCCAGCCUGGACGAUCUUGAUGAUGACGGGUUCCCAGAUGUGGCAGUUGGCGCACCCAAAGAAGAUGACUUCGCAGGGGCCGUCUAUAUCUAUCAUGGGGAUGCUGGUGGGAUAGUCCCCCAGUACUCAAAGAAACUGUCUGGGAGGAAGAUUAACCCUGUUCUGCGGAUGUUUGGGCAGUCCAUAUCUGGAGGCAUUGAUAUGGAUGGAAAUGGCUAUCCGGAUGUCACUAUUGGAGCCUUCAUGUCCGACAGUGUGGUUCUUUUAAGGGCCAGGCCGGUCAUUACGGUGGACGUCUCCAUCUUCCUCCCAGGCUCCAUCAACAUCACGGCGCCUCAGUGUCAUGAUGGACAGCAGCCUGUGAACUGCCUGAAUGUCACGGCCUGCUUCAGAUUCCACGGCAGACACGUUCCGGGAGAAAUUGGCCUCAAUUACGUUCUGACAGCAGAUGUGUCCAAGAAGGAGAAGGGCCAGCUGCCCAGGGUCUACUUUGUGUUGCUGGGAGAGACUGCUGGCCAGGUCUCAGAGAAACUACAGCUGACCCACAUGGAGGAGACGUGUCGUCACUACGUGGCCCACGUGAAGCGGAGGGUGCAGGACGUCAUCAGCCCCAUAGUGUUCGAAGCUGCCUACAGCCUCGGAGCACAUGUGACUGGCGAGGAGGAGAGGGAGCUGCCGGCUUUGACUCCAGUUCUGCGCUGGAAGAAGGGACAAAAGAUUGCCCAAAAGAAUCAGACUGUUUUUGAAAGGAAUUGCCGAUCUGAGGACUGUGCUGCCGACCUGCAGCUCCGGGGUAAACUGCUGCUCUCCAGUAUUGAUGAGAAAACCCCAUAUCUAGCUUUGGGAGCUGUGAAGAAUAUCUCCCUAAACAUCUCCAUCUCCAACCUUGGGGACGAUGCCUAUGAUGCCAACGUGUCCUUCAAUGUGUCCCGGGAGCUCUUCUUCAUCAACAUGUGGCAGAAGGAGGAGAUGGGCAUUUCCUGUGAGCUGCUGGAAUCAGACUUCCUCAAAUGCAGCGUGGGGUUUCCUUUCAUGAGGUCAAAGUCGAAGUAUGAAUUCAGCGUGAUCUUUGAUACGAGCCAUCUGUCUGGGGAAGAGGAAGUUCUCAGCUUCAUCAUCACUGCUCAGAGUGGCAACGUGGAGCGCUCUGAGGCCUUGCACGACAACACCUUAACACUGACAGUACCGCUGAUGCACGAAGUGGACACGUCCAUCACUGGAAUCAUAUCUCCGACCUCCUUUGUGUAUGGCGAGUCUGUGGAUGCCUCCAACUUCAUUCAGCUGGAUGACCUGGAGUGCCAUUUCCAGCCCCUCAACGUCACCCUUCAGGUCUAUAACACUGGCCCCAGCACCCUUCCGGGGUCAUCUGUCAGCAUCUCCUUCCCCAACCGACUGUCAUCCAGUGGUGCAGAGAUGUUUCUGGUGCAGGAGAUGAUGGUUGGUCAAGAGAAAGGAAACUGCUCUUUCCAGAAAAACCCAACCCCCUGCAUCAUCCCUCAAGAACAAGAAAAUAUCUUCCACACAAUAUUUGCUUUUUUCACAAAGUCUGGAAGAAAAGUCUUGGAUUGUGAAAAGCCAGGAAUUUCUUGCCUAACAAUGCACUGUAACCUUAGCGCUCUCACCAAAGAGGAAAGUCGCACUCUAGACAUUUACAUGCUGCUGAACACAGAAAUAUUAAAGAAGGACAGUUCAUCUGUCAUCCAGUUCAUGGCUCGAGCCAAGGUGAAGGUGGAUCCCGCCCUAAGGGUGGUGGAAGUGGCUAAUGGGAACCCAGAAGAGAUGACGGUGGUCUUUGAAGCCUUGCACAAUCUGGAGCCCCGUGGCUACGUCGUGGGGUGGAUUAUUGCCAUAAGUUUGCUGGUGGGGAUCCUCAUCUUCCUGCUGCUGGCUGUGCUGCUCUGGAAGAUGGGCUUCUUCCGCAGAAGGUACAAAGAAAUUAUUGAAGCUGAGAAGAACAGGAAAGAGAACGAAGACAGUUGGGACUGGGUCCAGAAAAACCAGUGACCUGCCACACCAUUCGCAUGACCCAAUCACUGGCCUGUCAUCCUUGAUCUUUGUAUCUUCCAUAUUUGGAAGAAAAAAAAAAAUCUUCUCCAGAUUUUUCGGAGGCCCCACUGAUGCUGUUCUCUUCCUCGUUGUGUCAAAGCCCAGGUGCCAGGCCCAGGCAGCCACUUCAGCCAGGUCCCAUGACCGGGAGCCACCAUCACUUCCUUCUGAAGAUGAACUCUGAACUUUGGAAACGAGCUACAGAGCCGAGCAAUAUUUAUGGAUGCAACAUGCGUGGUCAACCCUCAGGGGAAAACUGUUACCUAAAAAUAUUUUUAUAAGUAUAAGCCUUUUAUACUGAUUAUGUCUUUAUAUUUGUAUCAAUGUUUUAUUAUUUCUAUUAAAUAGUUAUAUAAUUCACUCAAGCACUGAUAUCUGGCCUGAAAUCUUGGAAAUACAUGUACCUGUAUACAAAAUUUAAAGGACAAAAAUCUUAUUGUACUUUGGAACUUGCUGUUAAAAAAAAAAAAGGAAAAAAAAAACACUUGCAGAUAAAAUAAGCUGAAGAAACCUCAUGAAAUAAAUCCACUGAAUGAGCAGUACCGCAUAGAAACUGUGGAUGUGGCAAGACCCCCCAAGACACUUCUCAUCGUUAUUGCCUGGAGUCAAGUUUUGGAGUCAUGUGCUAAAGAAUUAUAACUGCUUUUUCAACUGUACCUUUCAAUGGAAUAUUCUCAACAGGAAUUUGGAUGGAAAACCUGAUUCCUAGCAGCAAGUCUACUAUGCGUCACCUCUAUGUAGCAGACAUCUCCCCCUCUUUCUGCUUGAAUUGAUGGAUGAAAGCCUGGAGCAAUGCCAGUUAGUCAUCUGGUAAACCUCAAGGUGGCAUAUUCUCCUGGACACCGUGCAUCAGUGUUCACGCCCGACCAGGACUCCAUCAGUGUCCCCCACACAAAGACAUGAUUCUGAAAGCUCUGAGGCAGUGCCUUUCUAUUGUUGCUUUGGUUCAGAGGACUCCAUUUCCUGCUACUCUUGCUUUCCCAACUCAUUCUGAUUGCAGAUUCCUUCUUAGAGAUGACUUUCAACUGUUCUUUUAAAAUUGUUUUUAUUAUUUCAAAUGUUUUAGGUGGAAUUCUCCAGAAGUAGACCCUAAAAUCAGAUUCAUUUGCAAGUAACUUAUUAAGGAAGUGUUCAGGGGGCAGGAGGGUGAAUACCAGUGAGGGAAGAGGGGGGUUAGGACCUGGCAGGGAGGAAGCCAGGCAAAGGGGCCAUUUCAGGGCAAAUGAUGCCUCAGAGUUGUCCCAACUGGAGAUAAGCCAGCUGGGCUUUAGUAUUUCCACAGCCUACGGCUGGGGGUAGAUGGCUCUCGCCUCCCCAGGAGAGCUACAGGUGCACCCCCAGCCCAGGAAAAUAGAAAUGGUGCAAAAGAAAUGAUGCAGAGAUCUGAGCAGAGUACCGAUGUGCCCCUGGUCUCCCACAUGCGGUAAUGCUGAGUUAUGGCCAUCAGUAUUCAAACUGUCUACUUGAUGGUAUUUGGUGUCAGAUACACUGUGCUGCCCAGUUCUAAGUGUGGUGCAAAUUUCUAAAAGGGCACUGAGAUGCUGGAUGGAGCAUGCUCGGUACUGCACCUGGCCCCUGAUGAAUGCUCGGUAGCUACUAGAAGCUAUGGCUGCUGUCCCUGAUGCUGGAUAACCGUCUAACAAGACAGAAAUUGGGGCUAGGCAAAGGGUCUGACAAAGGGUCUCAAUGACUUAUUAGAGCCUGCUGAAGCCCCAGCUACAUACAGAUGGUCCAGAAGGUCCCCAGAGAAUAUCACAGGCAUGUCGGGCCCUCCCUUAAUGGGUGUAGAGUGUGGAUUCUGUUAUGAGACUCCAUUUGCAACUUUCCUUGGAUGGACUCUCAUUAAUUUUACCAUGUUUUCCUUUAGCAAAUCAUUUAAGAUUCUUAGGUGGUAAACCCAGGACAGCUCCAUUAUCAGCUUUGGCCAAAUGCAUUUAUUGCCACUAACCUUCUUCCUGAGAAAGGUUCAGACUCAUCCAUCACAGAGUAGAAGGGUGAUUCACAAGGUCCAUGGUUCUGCCAGCUAGAAGGCAAAGCCCCAUUUGUGGACCCCUGUGGGCAGUCCUGGAGCCGGGAUCCGUGCACUUCUGCUUGAUUCUGAAUAGUAGACCCACUUGAGUGGUUACAUACUCAGGAGGUCACUCAGACUCCAUAAGGCAGUUUUUAGGAGAACUAUACUUGAUACCACCAGGAGCAAAUACUGGAAUCCACCCAAGGACCCAUCUGGGAAAGGAUGGUGCCUCUGCUUGUCAGAUCCUGCUGAGUGGCUGGUGGGACUACAGAGACCGGGAGGUAAUCAUUUAGCACAGUGAUGGAGAAAGAAGUGUUCUGGACAGUUCGCUGCUCCAUUCUAACCCCAUAGCUCUAAUCCUUAGUCUUGGGGUUGGGAAGCAGACAGGGCUGGCUAGUGUGUCUGCGUUGCCUCUCCAAGGAUUCUCUCCAAAUCCCACCAUGUAUCCCAUUCCACCCUUCUUGCUUCUAUGGAUAGGUUCAUUGUGGAAUCUUCACAUAUUCUCUUGGGUACCAUUAUUCCAGUCUGCUUCAGGUUUUAAUCAGCUAUUGAAGCACUAACAUGCUUUUUAAAUAUGAAAAAAAAAACUUAGGAGAAAUUGAGUAAGAUAAUGCCCCUUUUCCAAAAAUAGAUUCCCCUAUGCUCAAUUCAUACAGUGAGCCCUGGACCUGUCAUCAAGAAGUAUCCAUGAAGGAGACACUAGUAGGAAGGAUCAGGGUCCAUUGGCUUUGUGGUUAUGGACAGGCACAUUCAGAAUCACUGCCACUGAGAAAACCUUUGGCAAUGCUUCAGGAAACCUCUCUUGGCACCACCAGUGUUUUUAGAGAUUUGGCAAACUUUUAGAAAGUCCUCUUCCACAGAGUCAUGUGUAGCCUGCUGUUCUAGAAGCAAAGACAAGGAGGUUGGCAGGAAACAGAAAAGCCGUGGCACUCCCAAAACACCUGGGGCUUGUCUUCCGUGCACAAUUAAUUAUGGUGGACUUCCCAUGACCCAGGUGCUGUGUGCCACCUGUUGAACCCCAGCAUGGUGGGUUUUUAAAAGGUAUUCAUGGACUUUUAUUUUUGGGUGAGGCAUUAUAGCCAGGUAAUGCAAUUAUGCCUGAUUACUUGUGAAAUAUACACCUGGUAAACCAGUCCUGAUUUCCUGGUUCCAGUUUCCCAGAAUGUAUAGGUGCUACAAAGAAUUCUUAUUUGGGGAAUGGGCUAAGGAUGUAGCUUAGUGGCAGAGCACUUGUCUAACAUGCACACGGCCUUAGGUUCAAUCGCCAGCAUAACAACAACAACAAAAAUUGCCAUUUGGGAGAAAUAGCCCCUUUAGCAGACAGAAGGCAGGAAGUGAGCAUUAUUUCAGCAUGCCCCACGAUUGCAGUUUUAACUGAUGUUUUAGUUGGUCUUGUUUUGAUCUAUAGGGUAAUAAUAUACACAGUUGAGAAUAUUUUCUGCAACAAUAGCUGAAAGGAGGAGACGGAGCCAAUAGGGCCAAACUGAACCUUCUAGAAUGUCUUCUGACUUUUCAGCACAUGGGAGGGAUAAGGAGCAAAUUUCCCAAUAUGGUGCAAUGCUUUAUAGCACAAUGAUCUAGAUUUCAGAUUUUGUUAAGGUGUUUUGUUUUUAAUUCUAAUGUGCACGGUGUGAUUGGCAGCAUAAGUUAAAAAGCUUUAAGAGUGAUUAAUUGCAUGGCAGUGCACCCACGCUCUCUCCACUUAACAGAACUUUACUGAGGCAUCCAUGUACAUUUCUGUGGAGGAAUUUUGGUGAGAAGGUGUUCCUCUGUAUGAUGUCUCCUUUAUUAAAGUCUACGCAGUCACUUCUAAUUCACUUGCACUGUUUGGGAAAUGUCAGGUUUACAAAAAUACAUGUUUGGAAUAAACAAAAAAUGGCUGCAAAUGA